Molecule: messenger RNA, 1107 nt
Organism: Phytophthora sojae
Lineage: Eukaryota; Oomycota; Peronosporomycetes; Peronosporales; Peronosporaceae
Exons: 3
Source: RefSeq, a predicted model, not a curated record
AUGCGGAGACUCAACGCUCUGGGGACGUCCGCGUCCACUCCAGCGUUGUCUGCGUCACCUACCAACAAUCUCCACACGAUGGAGAGCACAACCAACCAGAACCAACAGGGAGGAGCCACUCCGUUGCAGCUUGCAACCUCGGGCGUGGCCGGUCAAGGGGCAAACGGAGCCGCAGCUGUCGUCGUUCCAGUGUCCGACGCGCAGAAGCUUCGCAACGACUUCAACUCGCAGGCGACGCGCCUCUCGUUCGGCUGCAGCGUGGCGUUGGAGCUGUUCAAUGGCCACCUGAUGAUGGUGGGCAGUCCGGACGGCCAGGUGCGAGUCCAGUCGCUGGAGAAGCUGCAGAUCCAGGCCAAAGGCUACAAGGACCGCGCCAUCUUCACGCUGCUGGACCUCGCAGACGUCCGAAGUGCCAGCUCCGUACGCUACGGCGAUUCCGUCUGGCUGCAGCUGAGUGUGGGGCCUGGCGACGUCUCGUGGGAGCAGGGCGGAGUGCUGGGAGCCAAAGUCCGCGAGGCCCCGCAACUCAAAGCGCUCGGGCUGCUGGAUGACGACGCUAUCCGCAACGAUGUACAAGCCCCUGCCUCAGUGGGCUACCCAGUCCCCGUCACCGCCUACCUCCCCAAGAGUCGAGAUGACGGAGACCUGCAGGUAGACGAGAUCCAAUCUCGUCUGAGGAACAAGAGCGCCAAGAUGUUGGGCAAAUGGACCAUUCGCUCUGCUGUGUGCCAGCGCCGCAAGCAAAAAGAUAACUUCGUCUACAACAACGACGAGGUGUAUCUGGAGCAAGAUUGGUUUUACCUCGGCGCUGACUCGGAUGCAGGGAUGGCGGUGCUGCGCCAGCUCCCGCCGGCAAUGGCUGGCAAGGACAUCAAGCCUGGUGACUACGUCGUCGAGCGUCGGGGAGCCUGGAAACUGCGGCUGCUAGACUCCAGCAGUGGCGGCGCGGGGCUCUCACUGGCUCAGCAACAAAUGGAGCGCUUGCUACUGCGUGCGAAGGCUCAAUUGAAGCAGUCGCAACGCAUGCGCGCAGGCCAAACAAAGGUCUACGGCCCCAAUUUGCGUGGAGGAACGGGGUUUACGGCCCAACUUCGAGCUCAAGUGGCA